UGUUUACAUGGUGCUGCUGCUACAGCGGUUUCUUAAAAGGAUAAUGCAACUUUUUUUGGAAAUUUUAUUUCUAAAAAACAAUUAACCAAUGUGAAUCAUUACAGAUGGUUGCUAUCCUAAUGUUCUCGCAUAAAAUAAGUUUUUGUGUGUUUUUAAAUAGGUUGAAAAGUAUUCAUAAUAUAUAGUCUAUGUGCAUUAACAUCGCCAUAAGUAUUUAAACAUAAACACCGUAUAAUCAUGUCAUGGGAGAGCAUAUCUUCAAAGGAUCUUCUCAGUAUACCACACAGCCAUAAUUUAUCAGCAACACAUUUGCUUGCAUCGCCGGAUGGUUCACGCUACUUAUUGGAAAACUCUAAUGAUCUGAGUCAAUUAGAUGAAAGCUAUUCACGACUAGCUGGUUGUGGGUCCAGCCCCGAUGUCACAUCGCUUUGGGCGCGGCAUGGAAUAUCUGCCUCUCAUAAUUCAAUUAUAAAUUGUUUUUUAGUUUGUCAACGUAGUUUAAAACAGUAUAUGGCACGACGAAAAAUUGAACGAGGUUUGCGCCUUUAUGAACAACAUAAUCAAAAUGCUGCGGUACGCAUUUGGCGAAGCGCUUUAAAAACGACUGAUCGCCGUGAAGAUUGUUUUCAAUUACUUGGUUAUCUUUAUCAGGCCCAUAUGGAUUGGGGUAAAUAUCGUGAAGCGAUAGAAUUUGGACAUCGGCAAUUAGGAAUAUCUGAAGAGUUGGAUUCACCUACAAUGCGUGCGGAAACUUAUCUAAACUUGGCGAGAGCACACGAGCGCCUCGGAGGUCUGGAACGUGCUCUCAGCUAUGCACGCCAUUCACUGUAUAACGAAUGUGGGACCCAAUGUCGAACUGGAGGGCUUGUGCAUUUGACAGUGGCACGCGUUUAUUUGGAGAUGGGAGGAUUUUCGCGUGCACUUGAAGGGUUACAAGGGGCUCAUAAGAUAGCCACUUCUAUAAGUGAUCCAUCGCUUGAGUUGCAGGUAUAUGUGACGCUGUCUGAGCUGUUCGGUCGUCUGCAGGAUAAUGAUAAGAGCGCAACCUAUGCAUCUAAAGCUUAUGAUUUAUCGCGUUCAUUACAGCUAGGCGAUCUCAAUUCGUCACAUCAUCGCGCUGCAUUGUUGCGGAUGGCGGCUGCUCUCCGUAAACAAGGCGAUCUGGGUGACGCGCAUGACUAUUGUAUGGAAGCCACUCGCCUUGCGUUGAUUUCUGGGGAUCAAGCAACGUAUACGCGAAGCUUACGAAUAAUGGGUGAUAUAUAUCGCAAGAAAGUGGACAUGGAUCGCGCUUUUCGGCAAUACGAACAAGCUAUGGGAACUUCAGCUGCACUAGGCGAUCGCAUGGCACAAAUGGAAGCAAUGGAUGGGGCAGCGCGCUGUUUAGAAUCAUUGCGGAUACAGCAAAAAAUUUGUAAUUGCCGGCCACUAGAAUUUAAUACGCGUUUGCUAGAGGUCGCAAGCUCCAUUGGCUCCAAGCUUUUGGUGCGUAGAAUACGGAGUCGUCUUGCACUUAUCUAUCGUGCUUUAGGCGAUGAAGAACAGUACAGUACACAUUUGCGGCUGGCGGGUCAAACAGAUGCAGCGCUUGGGUUGUUUUGUGGUGCAUGCGGUGAUACUUUUGGCUUAGAGCCGAACUCAAUAGAAGCACUACCAUGUGCUCAUAUCUUACAUGCACGUUGCGCUCAUGAUCUUUUGCGACGGCGAGAAAAGGGUCCCUCUCGUGCUUGUCCAGCAUGUAAUAAAUUAUUGAGCUCACGACUUCAUCUUUGUGGUAAUGAAAGCAGUUGUGGUCCUGGUGGUGGUAGUGAACCCACCGACACCUUAAAUAUCAAUGACGCUGCUGCCGAUGCUUUACUGGCAAUCGAUACGGUCGACAUUAUGGCGCCACUUUGUACAGCGAACGGUAGAAUCAUACGUAAUUCCAAUGAAAAGACGAUCAUCUGUAACGGCUUGACCAGUGCUGGGCCAAAUGUUGACAGCACCUCUUUGCUAUUGACCACAACUUCGUCACCAAAACCUUUGUACCGAAGUAAUUUAUCUUUGGCAUCCCUAAGUUUGCGUGCUUCUAGUUUAACUAUAGAUAGCGCUCGAAAUGCCACGUCGUCGGUUUAGAAAUGAUUGCGAUAUUGUUAUGACCAAAAUAAUAUAGAAAUAAUGAAAUAUUAAAAAAGCAACAAACAGACGCAACAGAUUGUAAAAAUAGCUCAAGAUACCAUAACAUAAGUAUACGUGCUCAUAGGCACCUAAGUUGCAUAGAAGUCUUUUAAAAAUUUACAGUCAAUGUUAUUAAAAAAGGGAUCCAUAUUAAAAAAUUGAAGAUUCGUGCAAAAUGUAAUUCAAAACAAUGUUCCUACUAGUAGUCAUAGAAAAAAGAAUGAUGUAAUGAAAGAUUAAAGAAGAAAGUGAGAGAGUAAGAGUCCUUUUAUUUGUAUUUUAAACAAAGAAUAAAAAAUAGAAAGAUAGUACGAGUACGUAUAUCAUUCUUGAUCGUAUGAAUAAAUGGUGAGCAUUUCAUAUCACAAUCAGAGAUAAAGGGGUGCCCAACUUAUUCCAGAGUCAGACAUUUUCCAUUGUAGCCAUAUCGGAAAAAAUAACAAUUUUGGAGAGUUCUAACUAAAACACCCAAUAUUUAUUACGAUAAAAAUUAUUAUAUAUUCGUUUAGUUUACAGAGAAACAAUUUAUUAUGACUUUAUGGUACAUUAAAACAACUGACUUUUGAACUUUCAAUACAAGAUAAAGGGACUUGAGCUUAAUAUAUAUUUUCGGUAGAAUUUCAAUCUGGUCGUUCCAAUCGUUCUAAUUGCGAAACGUCUAAACCUACCCGAUCAGUCACCUGCCAAAGGCGAGUCUUUAUCGCUGGCACAAUUGUGCAAGGCCGUCGCCUAGGCAGCAUCUGUCAAAUAUUAAAAUACUUAAGUUCUUUUGAUUUUGCCGACGACAAUGGGCAGCUGUAGUCUAGUCUAAAGUUACUUUACCGGCAGAAUACAGAAACUGCUCUGAUAUAUCAUUUUUAUAACAAAUUAUUAUAAUUUAUAUAUCUUUUGCACACAAAAUUCCACUAUGAUCAAAAUAUUUAAAUGUCAUUCAAGUGAACGGUUUUAGUACAGCAACAACGAGGUUGUGUACAUCAGCUUUUUGAUAUGUCGCUGGCCUCUUCCAAAUGUUCAAGAGUCUGGCUUCAAGACGACAUUUGCAUACAAGAAAAUUUCGCUGUGGUGCAGUCAUCUUUUUGUUCAAAACAUUACGCCUUAUAGUUCAGUCGUUGUCGAGAUGAAAUUAGCAUCGCGCAUUGUGGUGCCGCUAAACCAAAUGUGCUCUGCACGAAGUUCUGUAUUAUUGUGAAUGAAUUUUUUGUAAUGAAAAACAUGCACGUAACAUAUAUAAAAUCAACUAAAAAGCAUAGAAUUGUUUGUUUUACUAAAUAAUAAAAAAUAUUCUUAUUGAACGGUUACAUAGGUCUCAGGGGGUGUCUUUACUUUCGUGCUUUCUCGCUCUCAACUCUAAGGCUGAUAUCACGGGCACCUCAAAUUGCUAGCUUGCAUUUUUUAAUAGAGUCUAUUGCCAUACGAUAAUCAGCUGUUUAAUGUAAAAGCAAGAAUAAUAAUCCUAUAAGUUAAAUAAAAACACAGAAGAAGUUAUUAUAUAAGUGAGUGUUCGCAUCUUUUUAGGUCCGCAUUAAAAACGCUGGAACUAGCAGAACUAAAGCAAGGAAUCCCGUAUGGAUGAAUAAAUAUUAUUGCAUAUUAAAAUUAUGGAAUUUCAAUUCUGGUGUCAUUGAGUUUAAAUUAACUGAUAUUCCCUUCUAUUUUCUGUUUUCAAAUAUUUCCUUUUCUUGAAAGUGGUCAAUGUAAUUCAUAUGUAUAAUUGUUUUCUUAUUAACUCUUUCUCUCUCCCUUUCUUUUGAAGUUAGUAUUUUGUGUGCUUCCUUUAAUGUCUGUCUUAGGCAAACUACUCAACUAUAGUUAGUAAAAUGUACAUUAAUUUUAACUCUAUGAAUAGUUUUAAUGAUUUAAGGCUAAAUAAAUAUUAAGUAAUGUUAAGCGACUAGUACCUUAAAAUAUUAAUAACAGAAUAUUAAAUAAGUUACCUAUUUAUCGAACUUAAGAAAAAACAGUUGACGAAGAAAUUGAAUGAAAAUAUUUACCUAAAGUAAUCCAAUCUAACCAAUUUAUGAGCUACAUAUCAUUGAUUUGCCUACAAAACUUUGUUUUAAUGAUUAUUAAUAUACAAUCCCCAACACAAAAAAAACGGAAUUAAAAAUGGUCAUUACGCCUCUUCCAACUAUGGAUUGGA
Messenger RNA from Bactrocera tryoni, 4297 nucleotides. RefSeq names its product 43 kDa receptor-associated protein of the synapse homolog. Bases 238 to 2115 code for a protein of 625 amino acids. Lineage: Eukaryota; Metazoa; Arthropoda; Insecta; Diptera; Tephritidae. Gene Ontology annotation, biological process: chemical synaptic transmission. The transcript is spliced from 9 exons. The record is from RefSeq and is a predicted model, not a curated record. Gene Ontology annotation, molecular function: protein-membrane adaptor activity; acetylcholine receptor binding.